This is a messenger RNA of Hylaeus volcanicus, 2587 nucleotides long. It is a transcript of the gene ND-75, whose product is annotated as NADH-ubiquinone oxidoreductase 75 kDa subunit, mitochondrial. The record is from RefSeq and is a predicted model, not a curated record. Lineage: Eukaryota; Metazoa; Arthropoda; Insecta; Hymenoptera; Colletidae. Gene Ontology annotation, cellular component: membrane. The transcript is spliced from 12 exons. Gene Ontology annotation, biological process: ATP synthesis coupled electron transport. Gene Ontology annotation, molecular function: iron-sulfur cluster binding; NADH dehydrogenase (ubiquinone) activity. Bases 197 to 2377 code for a protein of 726 amino acids.
UGGACAUGCGAUGCUUUGCCAAUGCCAAUGCUUGAAAUUAAGCAGUAACCAGACCUAUUUUUGAUCGAUCUUGUCGACUGCCUCCCCUUACAAUUAGUCCUAGGCAUUGCUGGGCAUUGCUGAGUUUUGGAAGGAAUCCGGCUGACGGGGAAAAGUUUUGCGUAAUAUCGACGCGAAGAAGGGUAAACGAGCCAAAAUGUUGAGGCUCCCGGUGAUAAGACUGUCGACAGGAUUACAAAAUGGUAGACCUUUUGCUGUGGGACUGCAUACAUCGUCCAAACUACAACAGGAAUUGGUAGAAGUAUUCAUAGAUGACAAACCUGUCCAAGUUCCACCAGGAACAACUGUUUUGCAGGCAGCCGCAAAGGUCGGAGUGGAGAUACCCAGAUUUUGUUAUCACGAACGUUUAGCUGUCGCAGGAAAUUGUAGAAUGUGUCUGGUGGAGAUUGAAAAACAAGUUAAGCCCGUCGCAGCAUGCGCUAUGCCCGUAAUGAAAGGCUGGAGGGUGAAGACCAACUCCGAUUUAACUCGUAAAGCUCGAGAAGGUGUCAUGGAGUUCUUAUUGGUAAAUCAUCCUUUGGAUUGUCCGAUCUGCGAUCAAGGUGGCGAGUGCGAUUUACAAGAUCAAAGUAUGGCGUUUGGCAACGAUCGGAGUAGAUUUGUCGAUAUUAAUUAUAGCGGUAAAAGAGCAGUAGAAGACAAGGAUAUCGGACCUUUGGUAAAAACAGUUAUGACACGUUGUAUUCAUUGUACAAGGUGUAUUCGUUUUGCGUCCGAAGUAGCUGGUAUCGAUGAUUUGGGGACUACAGGUCGUGGAAACGAUAUGCAAGUAGGAACUUACGUAGAGAAGAUGUUCCUCUCUGAAUUAUCGGGUAACAUCAUCGACCUGUGUCCUGUGGGAGCAUUAACCAGUAAACCGUAUGCUUUUGUUGCUCGUCCAUGGGAAACACGUCGCACAGAUAGCAUUGACAUCCUCGACGCUGUUGGUAGUAAUAUAGUUCUAUCGCAUAGAACAGGUGAAGUUUUGAGAGUUUUACCAAGGGUGAACGAAGAAAUAAACGAAGAGUGGCUAUCGGAUAAAGCGCGUUUCUCUUAUGACGGACUUAAGCGUCAAAGGCUCAUAACUCCCAUGAUAAAAAUCAAUGGAAAGUUGGAAGCUGUUGAAUGGGAAGAUGCUCUUGUAACAGUUGCCAAAGCUGUACAGGGUGUAGCCGCGAAUAAGUGUGCAGCGCUUGCUGGAAAACUGGCCGACACUGAAUCCCUUGUAGCAUUGAAGGACUUGGUAAACAAACUUGGCAGUGAAUGUCUCGCGACAGAACAAAACUUUCCAAAAAGUGGCGCAGGUAUCGAUUUGAGAAGUAAUUAUUUAUUGAAUAACACAAUUGCUGCAGUCGAGGAAGCUGAUGUCGUAUUAUUGAUCGGUACAAAUCCAAGAUACGAAGCACCGUUGGUAAAUACUCGUUUAAGGAAAGGGUACAUUCACGGUGAACAGACUAUCGCUCUAAUCGGAACAGACGUAGAUUUAACGUAUGAUCACGAGCAUUUAGGCGAGUCUCCGGAUAUUAUAACACAAUUAAGGAAUGGAUCUCAUCCAUUUGCGAGUACUUUAAAAGCUGCUAAAAAACCUCUGAUCAUUUUGGGCGUUGAACAGUUGAGCAGAAAGGAUGGAGCAAAAAUUAUGUCUGAAACACAAUUGUUGGCAGAGAGCCUGGGAGAAAACUCGAAGUCUUCCGAAGGAUGGAAAGUACUGAAUGUUUUGCAUACGAAUGCGUCGCAAGUGGCUGCUUUAGACGUUGGUUAUUCUUCGACGGUCGAGGACGUGAAGCAGCUGCAACCAAAAGUUCUGUUUCUAUUGGGAGCCGAUGAUGCAAAUAUAAAGAAAGAAGAUUUUUCGAAUACUUUUAUCGUAUACAUAGGUAGCCACGGCGACGAAGGAGCCGCGAUUGCAGACGUUGUACUUCCUGGUGCUGCAUACACUGAAAAAGUGGCAACGUACGUAAAUACCGAAGGUCGUGCUCAACAAACUUGUGCUGCGAUUACACCCCCAGGUUUGGCACGACCCGAUUGGAAAAUUAUUCGGGCUGUUUCCGAGAUGUGCGGAGUUUGUUUACCUUAUGACAACUUGGCGGAAGUAAGGAUGAGACUCGAAGAAAUUGCACCGCAUUUAGUUAGAUACGGUAAUGUGGAACCGGCUAAUUAUUUCGCUCAGUCGUUAGAAUUAUCGAAGGAGUCUAACGUAUCCUUAGCGUCCAAUCCAUUAGACGUUAAACAAAAAACGUUGGAUAAUUUUUUCAUGACGGAUGCGAUAUCCCGCGCUUCGCCUACUAUGGCCAAGUGUGUGCAAGCAGUCAUCAGGCAACGAGAAAGUACCAUGUAAACAACUAAUCAGAAAAUGUAAAUAGGACUUUGUAUUAUGAUAGAUACAUAAUAGUACAUGAGAAACUAUUCCAAGUAUGGUACUUUUAUUUUAUUACGCAUAAAAAAAUGAAAGUACCUCUUAUAACUAUUAUGUUAAACGAUGUGAUACGUACUAACUUAACAGAAUACAAAAAUCAAGUAUUAAUAUAAAGGAAUAUCGAGAUAUUUA